Messenger RNA from Dendrobium catenatum, 1736 nucleotides. Its product is annotated as pentatricopeptide repeat-containing protein At3g02490, mitochondrial-like. Gene Ontology annotation, molecular function: protein binding. Gene Ontology annotation, biological process: RNA splicing. The transcript has 2 exons. The coding region runs from base 49 to 1605 and encodes 518 amino acids. The record is from RefSeq and is a predicted model, not a curated record. Lineage: Eukaryota; Viridiplantae; Streptophyta; Magnoliopsida; Asparagales; Orchidaceae.
GUAUCUGAUAGAGAUAGUCAGAUUUUGAGGUCAAAAUCUUAUAAUUUGAUGCUUAGAAUUGUAGGAACCAAUGGGAAUUCAGGUGAGUUCUGGGACUUGGUUGAGACCAUGAAGAGGAAAGGCUUUGGGAUUUCCAAGGAGACAUACUUGAAGAUCCAUGAAAAUCUUGUAAAUGGUGGAAAGGAGGAUGACUUUGGCACACAUUUAAAAGAAGUGUAUCUCUUUAAUACUGAUCAACAUGUUGCUGCGAGAAUGUGCCCAAAGAUAUGUAGGAUACUCGAAAAAGAAGAUCCAGCGGAAAUUCAGAAGAAUUUACUGAAUCUAGACAUUUGUUUAUCAUCCGAUUUGAUUGUUUCUGUAUUGGAAAGAAUAAGCUCCAGUCCACAAAAAGCUCUGGUCUUUUUGGAAUGGGUUAGAGACGUACAAUCGUUUAAAAUAGAUGGUACUCUUUACAAUGCAAUUGCUAAAGUUUUGGGUCGAGAAGAUUGCAUUAAGGAGUUCUGGGCUGUUCUUCAUAAGAUGAGGAAUGCUGGAUAUAAAAUGGAGAAAGAUGUAUAUUUUACAGUCUUGGAUAGGUUUCACAAGAGAAAAAUGGUUGCUGCAGCUGUGGAUUUGUAUGAGUUUGCCAUGUCUGGUUCAGAAAAGCCACCAUCUAGUGAUUUCCUGCACCUUUUAAAAAAGGUUGUUGUAAGCAAAGAUUUGGACUUGGCUUUGAUAUCAAGGAUUGUUAGUAUUUUUAUCAACUCUGGAAAUUCCAUCAGCACAUCAACUUUUAAUGGUGUACUGAAAUCACUUAGGAGUGUUGGCAGACUGGGAGAGUGUGGCAACGUAUUGAAGGCCAUGGAAGAAGGGGGCUUUGUAGCGGAUAGUUCAAUACAUAAUCAAAUAGUUGUAGGAUUGUGCACUGCUGGAAGACUUGACGCAGCUUGUGAGUAUGUGAAGAGCCUGGAAAAAUUUGGCCCUGUUCCAAAUCUUAAGGCCUGGGCAUCUUUAGUUCAAAACCAUGCUCUAGCUGGUGAACUUGACAAAGCACUAUCUUAUUUUCAUGAAAUGGUUGAAACAGAAGGUUGUGGACAUGAAGAAGGUAGCGCCUUUGAAGUAUUGGUCAAUAGGCUUUGUAAGAAGAAUAGAAAUAUGGAUGCUUUCAGGAUUCUUAAAGAGAUGGUCAUGAAGAAGAAAUAUCGACCCCUGCAAAGCACUUAUAAGUUUCUCAUUGAAAAGUUGGUAAAUCAGUGCAGUUUGAAAGAAGCUACGAGCCUUAUUGAGUUGAUGAAAGGGCAAGGCUUUCCACCUUUUGUGGAACCAUUUAUUGUCCAUAUGUCCAAGUCGGGCUCUGUUUCUGAUGCUAUGGGAUUUUUGAAGGCAAUGACUGUUAAGGAGUUCCCAUCUAGAGCAAUCUUUCUACGUCUUUUCAGAGCUUUACUAGAGGCAGGGAGACACGAAGUUGCACAUGAUAUACUUUCCAAAUCACCAGGUGUUAUUGUUACAGGUUUGGUGCCUAUUCCUUUUACUCAUGUUCCAGUCCACCAAUCUAUAUGCCUUUACUUCUUGUGCUACUUAGAAGAAAGUUUUUUUUCCCCCCUUUUUUGUUCUGUUUUGUAUUAAGGAAGGUGUUCUAUGCAUACUUAAUGGGUCAAAAGUAUCUUUUUAGUUGUUUGAUUAAAUGUUUGUAGUAAUGUUUAAUGUUCUUACUAUUUGUGUACAAUUUUGGUUAAUUAUAUCAAUUUGAGAUCAUG